Glarea lozoyensis ATCC 20868 is the source of this 984-nucleotide messenger RNA. RefSeq lists its product as uncharacterized. The record is from RefSeq and is a predicted model, not a curated record. Bases 1 to 984 code for a protein of 327 amino acids. Lineage: Eukaryota; Fungi; Ascomycota; Leotiomycetes; Helotiales; Helotiaceae. The transcript has a single exon.
AUGAUGGUACCGGGAGUAAGCUUGCCUCACGUGACGGAUGAGCCUACGCAUUCACCAAUCAGACAAACAGACCCAAGCUCCUACCAAUUACAUCCGCCAAGACAACAGCGCAACUUCCCGUUUGUCUCUCACAGGACCGGAUAUCUGGGAGCAAACAUAAGCUCGACGUCUCACCAACAAACCCUCUUAUUGCCAGCGAAGACCUCUCUUCCUCGCAUCGCCAACCUCCUUUCCUCUAUCUCCAUUGAUGCGACUCUCCCCGCUGCCACCACCACAAUGGCCAAAAUCUCAGGCAUCGGCGCCUUCUUCAUCAUCGUCCUCUUCGUCGUCCUCCUCGGCACCGCCGCCUGGAUCAUCUACACGCAUCUGCGCGCUCGACGACUCGGUCUACCUACACCCACUCUCGCAUCAUACAACCCGUUCGUCUCAUCUGGCCGAAGCAGCGGCGGCGGAGGUGUGGUCGGCUGGGUGAAAGACAAAAUCGGCGGGCUUAAGAAUAGGAAUAAUCGCUCGGCCGGCGGCGCGUACGAGGAGCCGCUCAGUAGUAAUGUGAGAGGCCGCGCGAGUAAUCGCGGGUUUGGACCGUUGGAUCCGGAUGAUGCGUGGGAUGCGAGGGUUGGGACUGAGGCGGAUGCGUAUGGACCUGGGGGGUAUUAUGAGGAGCAGGAGUUGGGGUUGCAUGGGGAGCAGCGUGGUGGGUUGGGUGCGUCGGGGUAUAAUGCGCGGGGGAGGAGUUUGAGUCGAGAGCCGGAACCGUAUAUUGGAGGCAGUCAGGGCGGGCUGGAUAGGAGGUAUGAUGAGGAGAUGGGGAGGAAACCUGCGGUUAAUCCCUUUGAUGAUUCGGCGGCGGUUGGGGGUGGGUUGAGGGGGGUGAGUCCCAGACCGAUUGAGAUGGAUGCGACGGGUGGGAAUGCAAAGGGGAAGGGGAGUUUGGAGGAGAAUAGUCCGACGGAGAGGAGGAGUAUGUUUAGGGAGAAUAUGUAA